This is a messenger RNA of Colletotrichum lupini, 429 nucleotides long. RefSeq lists its product as uncharacterized. The record is from RefSeq and is a predicted model, not a curated record. The coding region runs from base 1 to 429 and encodes 142 amino acids. The transcript is spliced from 3 exons. Lineage: Eukaryota; Fungi; Ascomycota; Sordariomycetes; Glomerellales; Glomerellaceae.
AUGCUAGGACUAAACUUGGCCAAGAUGGAUAAAACACCCAUCAUCCAUGCUUACAGACAUCUCUACCGCGAGCUCCUACGAGCGGUUCAAUUCGCACCGCCGCACAGGUACACCGUCCGCAACCAGCUGAGAGCGUCGUUUCGCGAUAAAGACGCGGUGUGGGACCCGGAGGUUUCCAAGAGAACACUGUGGUUCAUACAGGCGGCUCGCAGAGAGGCCGGUAUCGAGCACAAGGUUCUCAAGAACCUCGUCCGCGUGGCUUGGGAGAGGCAGAAUAUGGAUACGUGGAAGGUCAGCUUUCGCAAGGAAUCGGAAUCCCGGGGCAAGGAUGUCAUCCAAGAGGCCAACAACAUGAAAGCUACAGUAUACAAUCACUACGACAUGACGAUAAACAUGCUGAACAAGUCGAUGGGUAUUCGACUGAGAUGA